AUGAAAACACGUAAACUCAAAAAUGAUGGUACUGAUACAGUGGCCUUGGAAACCACAGAUCCGGCAGGUGUGGGUAAGCUCGCCACACCGGUCGUUAUCACUAGCUUGGAUUAUACGCAAACGAACUCGGAAACAGAAAACUUGGACAUUAAUGAUACGGACAUGAAAAAUAACAGACAUUGCUACUUCGCCCCGCUUAGGCUUAGGG
Messenger RNA from Macrosiphum euphorbiae (potato aphid), 208 nucleotides. NCBI's taxonomy places the organism in Eukaryota, Metazoa, Arthropoda, Insecta, Hemiptera, Aphididae. The record is from the annotation of a GenBank genome assembly.